Electrophorus electricus (electric eel) is the source of this 1080-nucleotide messenger RNA. It is a transcript of the gene dusp19b, whose product is annotated as dual specificity phosphatase 19b. Gene Ontology annotation, molecular function: JUN kinase phosphatase activity. The record is from RefSeq and is a predicted model, not a curated record. Gene Ontology annotation, cellular component: cytoplasm. NCBI's taxonomy places the organism in Eukaryota, Metazoa, Chordata, Actinopteri, Gymnotiformes, Gymnotidae. Gene Ontology annotation, biological process: protein dephosphorylation; regulation of MAP kinase activity.
UUGCUCCAACCUUAAUUGCAAUGUGUAGUUUCACGCUUCUGUAAUAGUUCCUAGUUUAGUGGCAGGCCUAACCAGAAGAGUCAUUAUAAGCUUAAUAUGAGAUUGUUAAAUAUUUUGUCAUGAAAUCUCUCGGACAAGAGAUCCAGGGAUUCUCCAAAGCGCGUCUGAAGAAGCAGAGCACGCGAGUGACUACGCUUACCGGGAAGGUACUUGUUGAAACGCGAAGCGGCGAUGACGCUCGUGUCUCACUAGCUGUGGAGGCGGGCACGAGCGGGUCGUAUGGCUUUGUCCAAGAUCUGAGUUUGGACCUGCAAGUUGGCGUUGUAACGCCCUUUCUGCUACUGUCAUCACAAGAUGUUGCCAAUGACAUCGAAACUUUGCGGAGAUUGAAGGUGACUCACGUGCUCAACGUAGCCUAUGGGGUGGAGAAUGCGUUCCCAGAGCUCUUUACUUAUAAGACUGUCACCAUGCUGGACCUGCCAGACACAGAGCUCACCACCUACUUCCCCCUGUGCUUUCAGUUCAUAGAUCAAGCUAGACAGCAGGGUGGUGUUGUGUUGCUCCACUGUAAUGCCGGCGUGUCCCGGUCUGCCUCAGUUGCCAUUGGUUACUUGAUGGCAGAGCAGAAGAUGUCAUUUGAAGAAGCCUUCAAUAGAGUCAAAUUGACCAGGCCGGCAAUUAGGCCGAACCCUGGCUUCCUAAAUCAGCUUAAAGAGUAUCACCCCUGAAAGAGCAUUGUGGCAUUUUGUGUAGUUUGUAAUAGAUAUCAUUUUAUACGUUUAUCAUCAAGCAAAAAAAUGUCUAUAAGGUUACACCAUUUUAAAGUACUUGUUGCAUUUUUUUAAGAUGUUACAUUAAGUAUUAAAAAUAUAAUAAAGAAGAUAGAGAGGUUUGUAGGGCAGGCAGGUCAGGAGGAGACAACAUGCCCUCCGCUCAGGCCUGUGAGACCUGUCUGUCCCCCAGUUCUUAAGUUUGAUCACUCUCCUGUGUAGUUGGACCGACUGCCUGAUGUUAUUUUCUGGCUAAGGAAAACUGAUCUGAAGUUUCUCCACAUGCACAAAUAAAACCAUGAGAAUCUGA